Brugia malayi is the source of this 3273-nucleotide messenger RNA. RefSeq names its product PAN domain containing protein (gene Bma-noah-1). The transcript has 22 exons. The record is from RefSeq and is a predicted model, not a curated record. Lineage: Eukaryota; Metazoa; Nematoda; Chromadorea; Rhabditida; Onchocercidae. The coding region runs from base 1 to 3273 and encodes 1090 amino acids.
AUGCAUCUUUCCAACCAUGCCUCAUCACUUCUGCAUUACUAUUCACAUCUCAUCAUAAUUGCAUACUUUUCUGUAUUUGCUUCAAUCGAAAUACAAGAAAUUCCAUCAUAUCCAGCAUGUAGCAAUGGCGAAUCACCUGUCUUUUUACUCCAACACAAUGCUACAGCAGGUAAUGUUCUGAAGCGAGCUUCAACUUCACAUCUGGUCGACUGCACUGACCUUUGUUCAGCUAACGAUGAAUGUUUGGCGAUAACCUAUGAAGAUAAAGAAUGCAAAAUGUUGUCAAGCAUUGGAGAAUCGACAGGACAUUUAAAUGAUUAUGUAUUGCUGAGUAAAAAUUGUGCUAAAAGUGCGCGGAUCUGCUCAUCGCCAUUUCAAUUCGAUGUACACAGACAAAAAAUUUUGGUUGGGUUUGCUCGCGAGGUUGUGUCAGCUGAUUCAUUAUCGUUAUGUCUAUCAGCUUGCUUGAAUGCAUUUGAUUCUUUCGGUUUUGAAUGUGAGUCGGUAAUGUACUAUCCAGUUGAUUCAGAAUGCAUCCUAAACACCGAAGAUCGUCUGGAUCGACCUGACUUGUUUGUGGAUGAAUUAGAUGAUAACGUCAUUUAUCUGGAUAACAACUGUGCUGGAUCACAGUGUUAUGCUCCAUACAUAACACAAUACAUUGCCGUCGCAAAUCGUCAGCUAGCUAACGAGUUGGACAGACAACUGAUCGCUGAUCGUGAAUCAUGCGAGUCGUUAUGUACUCAGCGACUGUCUACAACGACAAACGAUUUCAACUGUAAAUCAUUUAUGCAUAAUCCGGAAACUAACGUUUGCAUACUUUCUGAUGAACGUUCUAAACCACUUGGUCGAGGCAAUCUAGUGAAAGCUGACGGUUUCACAUAUUAUGAGAAGAAAUGUUUUGCAUCACCACGAACAUGUCGCAAUGUACCGUCGUUUGAGCGCAUACCUCAGAUGAUACUUGUUGGUUUUGCUGCAUUUGUUAUGGAAAAUGUACCUUCAGUAACGAUGUGCCUCGAUCAGUGCACAAAUCCUCCACCGGAAACUGGAGAAAAUUUCGAAUGCAAAUCUGUGAUGUAUUAUUAUAACGAACAGGAAUGUAUUUUAAACGCUGAAACACGAGAAAAUAAAUCGGAAUUGUUUAUACCGGAGGGAGAAGAAUUCCAAGUCGAUUAUUUUGAUAUCACUUGUCAUCUGCGCCCUGAAACAUGUCCAAAUGGCACAACAUUACAUACUGUACGUACGGUUAAUGCAGCACUCCCUGAAGGCGAAGGAUCGAUCCAUAUUUUGCAGUCAGCCGGGAAUUCGGUUGCUGAUUGCAUGACAAAAUGUUACGAGAUGGCUCCCGAGAAAUGUCGCGCAUUCAAUUUUGAUAAGCAGACAUCUGACUGUGACCUGCUGUACGUUGAUGGGAAGACAACCUUACGACCAGCAGUCCACUCGGGCAUUGAUCUCUACGACCUUCAUUGCCUAGAGCAGACAAAAGUUUGCGCUCAGAAAAACAACGUAACACGAUUUUCGAGAUAUUUGUACAGUAUAUAUGAUGCAGUGCCAUCGCAAUUCUACGAAGCAACUGCCCUCACAAAUUGUCUUAAUCUUUGCGCAUAUACCGAGCGUUGCGAAGGUGUAAAUUACAACAGAAGGAAUGGUCGUUGUGAAUUAUUUGAUAAGGUCGAAGGAAAUGGAAAGCCAAGUGAUUUCACGGAUUUUUACAAAAAUCUUUGUCUGGUGGAAGAAGUAGAAUCAGAAUAUAGCGCCGCAGCUAAUGUUCCCAAACAUCUCCUUCCGAAUGUUUCACAUUCUGCAGUUACUCAGAAACAAGAAGCUAAAUUACACAUUAUCUCAGCAAAAACAAAGCCUUUCCUACGCGAACAGGAAGCACAGCGACGAGCUCCAGAAACAAUAACAGCGAAGUCGUCUUCAGCUUCCGGAAAAGUAAGUGGUGAAGCAGGAUCAUCAACUACAUUCAGCAUUUCUUCAUCCGGAAGGCUUCCAGGGCCAGUAGUACAAAUUGCUCCAGAUGCAGUGCAAACAGUUUGCAAUUAUGAAGGCAUCAAAGUGCAGGUGAGAAACACAGAAGCAUUUUCGGGAGUGAUAUUUGUUAAAAAUAGGUAUGAAACCUGUCGAGUAGAGGUUACGGAUAGUGAAAGUGCAACACUAGUAAUUGGUUUACCACCGAAUUUUGGUUCAAAAAUGGUAGCUGAUGAAAAGGUUGCCGCAAGCGAAGCAAAUAUUCAACCAGAAAUAUCCGGAGGCGACAAACUGGAUAAACCCGCUGAUGAACUGCGCAUAAGACGACAAGCUUUAGAGCUACACAGAGAUUGCGGAAUCCAGGAUAUGAACAAUGGUACUUAUAAAUCAACGGUGGUUGUACAAACAAAUAACUUGGGUAUACCUGGACUGGUAACUUCCAUGGAUCAGAUUUUUGAAGUGAGCUGUGAUUAUAGUUCAAUGCUUGGUGGAAAAGUUACUGCUGGUGCCAAUCUCACAAUUGAUGGUCCCGAAGCAUCUCUUAUUCAACCCCGAGGAAAAAUCGAACUUGGUAACCCGGUGCUUAUGCAGAUGUUGAGUGGACAAGGAGAACCUGUCCUACAAGCAAAACUAGGUGACAUUCUGCAGCUACGAUGGGAAAUAAUGAGUAUGGAUGAAGAACUUGACUUCUUCGUUCGAGAUUGUUUCGCUGAGCCCGGGACUGCUACUCUGAAUGCGGAAGAAAAUUUACAGCUCAUUGCGAAUGGUUGUCCAACGCCAGCUGUAUCACAGAAAAUAAUGCCUGAUCCGAUAGAAGUGAUGUCCUCUUCAGUAAAGAUAGCACAUUUGCAAGCAUUUCGAUUCGAUUCUUCCAGUGUAGUCAGAAUAACAUGUCAUUUGGAUAUCUGUGUAAAGAGUUGUAAAGAGGUGAUGUGUCAACUAGGCAAAGAACAAAAACAAUCAUGGGGACGAAAGAAGCGCAGUACAGCUAAUUCAGUUGCUGACUAUGAAACGGAAAGGUAUAGAAUUCCGAAACGGGCUCAAGCCACAACAUCCGUGGUCGUGAUAGAUCCUCUUCAACAAGUUGUUGAACCAGCAGCCCUUGCACGAUCACAAACUUUUGACCUUGUGCAAGAAGAACCGGAGAUGACGAUAACCACCUCAUCAGGACAACUAUGCAUGGCUAAAAUAUCAUUAUUUGGUAUAUUUGGUCUUCUUUUUAUUAUCACAGCUGUACAGGCUGUUGUUGUUGCUCAUUAUGUAUUUCAAAGGUUAACAGGAAACUACAAAAAAAAAUACUAG